Molecule: messenger RNA, 1643 nt
Organism: Vanrija pseudolonga
Lineage: Eukaryota; Fungi; Basidiomycota; Tremellomycetes; Trichosporonales; Trichosporonaceae
Exons: 8
Coding region: 89-1168 (359 amino acids)
Source: RefSeq, a predicted model, not a curated record
CACUGGCCCAAGAGACGGGUACACUUGUUGCUUUUCUCAACCAUCUCUCUACUCUUGCACCACAUUCAUCACAAAGUAGUACCCAAUCAUGGUCACGACUCGCAUGGUACUCGCAGCACUCGUCGCUGCAUCCGGAGCACUCGCAGGAAAGGGCGUCUGGGGCGACACUUGCUCCCAAGCCAACAACAAGCUCGACGCUAGCACAUGGGCACUCUCUACCGAUUGCUCAGUGUCCACGUACUGCGACGACACUGGCCACUGUGUUCCCAAGGGCUGUCGUCAGGACCUCUACCCAUUGGGUUACAGCAACUAUUCGUUUGCCCAGCUGCCUCCAAUGUGUCCUCAGGGCCAGUUCUGCCCCGACGAGGGUGACCGCUGUCUCGAACAGUCGCCUCUUGGUGGACCGUGUCAGAAGGACCGUGACGACCAGUGCCAGCCGCCUCCCAACUCGAAGGAGCUGGCCGGUUACCUCAACGUCAACGGCUCGAUCUGCUUGAACUUUACGUGCUACUACGCCGAUGCUCAGGUCGGCCAGAGCUGUGUCACCGAGAACACUCUUUACACCGGAACCAAUGACGCCGGUACCACGUUUGCGUACAUUGUGUCGCGCGACAACUGCCGCAACGGUUACUACUGCGAUGGCACGCAAAACCAGUGCAUGAAGGGCAAGAACCGUCGCGCGGCUUGCAGCGGUAACAAGGAGUGCAUCUCGUACAACUGUCAGCCGAACGGCACUUGUGGCAAGGCUGCCGACGAGCCGCUCCACACUCCGGCCUGGGUGUACGCCAUUGUCGGCAUUGCCAUUGUUGCUUUGAUUGUCGGCGUCAUGACAGGUCUCUGGUUCCUCCACAAGCGCUCGCGCGAGGAGCACCAGGUCAUGCUGGAGCAGUACUACAACGAGCAGAUUGCGUACCGCCAGUCGAUCAUGUCCAUGUCGCACGCAAAGAACUCGCUCCUCUCGCUCCCUCAGGGAACUACGCCAGACGCGGCCCGUGCUUCGCUGUUUGGCAACGAGGACUCUGCAGGCUACUCUACGGCCAUCAACCCCGUGCCGCCCAACAUGCAGCGCGAGGUCAGCGCCGGGUACUCUGACGAGAACUCGGUGCUGAUGAUGGACCGCGGCCACGGAGGUGGUCUUAGUGCCCUCGGCAGCCGUUUCCGCCGUUAAACGGCACAUGGACAUUUCGAGCUCGCCGGCGACUAAGGCUGCUUGCUCAACACCACCGGGGCUGCCCGCAACCCCGCCACUUAUGACACAUUGGCCCUGCUGCCCCAUACGUUUACAUACACAUGCAUGACUGUACGAGAUGGUGAGGGGGAGUGGGGGGGGAGUGGUGUGGUAGUCGUUGUUGCUAUGCUGUUUGUCUCCUCUACUUGCAUGUGCUACUAUCCCAAGACACUGAGCAUGUCCUCUACGCGCCUAAACUUCUCCCUUUCCUUGCCGGUGCCCUUUGCGCGCUCCUGCUCAGCCUUGUCGAUAGCAUGCCACCCAGCGAGGGGAACGACACGGCCGUCCUUGAGGCCCUUCUCGACGGCGUCAGGCCGGCCGCCCUCCGGCGCGAGCGGGAUCGCCGCGCCGGCGUCCCGGCGCACGAACGGCCCGUCGUCGGCAACAUAGUCGCCCAGGAUGCCCUCGACGAGAC